Messenger RNA from Eremomyces bilateralis CBS 781.70, 605 nucleotides. RefSeq lists its product as uncharacterized. Lineage: Eukaryota; Fungi; Ascomycota; Dothideomycetes; Eremomycetales; Eremomycetaceae. The record is from RefSeq and is a predicted model, not a curated record. The coding region runs from base 1 to 543 and encodes 180 amino acids. The transcript is spliced from 2 exons.
AUGGUAAUCAAAGGCUCCAAACAACCGACCUAUGUCCUCCUCAACGACACACUGCCGUCCACCGGUUCGCACUCCCAACUACUCGGCCCGUUCGUAGCGAACCCGCUGAGUCCAACCGACGAAUACGCCCCCGAUGAUCAUUCCAUCAUCACUGAGAUCUUCAGCUCCCUCUCCCCGAACCUCGAGGCCGCUCGCAGUUCGUCUCCCAGCAAUUCACGUCAAGCGGACUGGUAUGUUGACACGCCGCGAAUUUUGACGCGGCGGUUAACACAGCAUCGGCGCGUCUUUCAGUCUCUCAUGCGCGACCAGGAGAUCAAGGCGGAGGCACUAGACUUGCUCGAGAAUAAUGGCGGAAUCGCGUACAUGGCGGUUGUGACGCGAUCCUUCACGGAUGCCAAGGUGGUGGAGAACGGGGGUGUUCAGAAAGAGUUGGAGGGAAGCGUAGCGGUGCCGUUGGAUAAACUAGCUGGCGAUGCUUCAGUCCCGCCGCCGGCGGUACCAAACUUGACAAUGAGCGGGAAGAAGGAGGAGACGACGGAUUAGGGUAGGGAAUACGUCGUGGAAGGAGAACGGUUCUUCCAGGCACAGUAUAGAAUCAUUAAGGC